Haliotis rubra (blacklip abalone) is the source of this 1662-nucleotide messenger RNA. RefSeq names its product homeobox protein Nkx-2.2a-like. NCBI's taxonomy places the organism in Eukaryota, Metazoa, Mollusca, Gastropoda, Lepetellida, Haliotidae. Gene Ontology annotation, cellular component: nucleus. The coding region runs from base 132 to 1166 and encodes 344 amino acids. The transcript is spliced from 3 exons. The record is from RefSeq and is a predicted model, not a curated record. Gene Ontology annotation, biological process: cell differentiation; regulation of transcription by RNA polymerase II. Gene Ontology annotation, molecular function: RNA polymerase II cis-regulatory region sequence-specific DNA binding; DNA-binding transcription factor activity, RNA polymerase II-specific.
AGCCUACCGCCAGCUAUGCCCCAUCCCGAAAGACAAGAUCUGGGUGCCGAACGUGAAGAGAGUUGGGGGAAAACUCAUACCUAUAUGCGUCAACUGUUUGUGUUUGGUAGACAAAGUUGACUUUUUAUCAGAUGGAGAGCGAUCUAGAUAUGCAUGCAGCCAAAUCCGCCAAUUUCUCCGUGACGGCCUUACUAGAUCUCCCUGAGGGGGGCAAGAUCACCGCCUGUACAAGCCCCAGGGUGGAGGGUGAGGGUCUUGACCUCACCACGACAGCCUCGGUUCCUACCCUCAGCAGCGUUCCACCCGCAUAUUAUGACAAUUCGGAUAAUCCAUAUACCCGAUGGCUUCAGACAAACGAAAACAUCCACUACACAGGAAUACCGGCCAACAGCGUGACAAGUUCCAACGGAGACCUGUCACAGCACGAUAGCGACAGUCACGUGAGCUCUCCUGGCAAGAGCGCAGACUCACUAAAGCAGGAACCGGAAGAGUCCGACAGUGAUGAUGAAAAGGGCAAAGAUGAUGAUGAAUCAGGUUCCGGUCCAACCGGAAAUGGAGAUCCACCUAAGAAAAGGAAACGACGAGUGUUAUUUUCAAAGGCUCAGACAUAUGAGCUGGAGAGGCGAUUCCGCCAGCAGCGCUACCUGUCUGCGCCAGAAAGAGAACACCUUGCAAGUAUAAUUAGACUGACGCCAACUCAAGUGAAAAUAUGGUUCCAGAAUCACCGUUAUAAGUUGAAGCGAGCGCGACAAGAGAAGGGUCUGAGUGACCUCAACCCUCUCCCGUCACCACGUCGUGUAGCCGUCCCUGUCCUUGUCAAAGAUGGCAUCCCAUGUCAAAGGACAAGUGUCAAUGCUCCACUAGUCAAAUCACAGGACCAUAUGUCCAUGCAACACAACCUCAAUGGCAUGGGUAUGUCCCUAAACAAUGGACUGAACCACGCAAACUCGCUAGGUAUGAACCACUCUAUGAGCUCCUAUCCGUCCAUGGCAAAUCCAAGCACUUUGUCCAACUCCAAUAUGAACAUGAACAUGAGUUGUGCAUACAGUAUGAGUUCAAUGGGAUCAAUGAAUUCAAUGAAUCUGAAUGUACCCAAUGUGAACAAUAUGAACGUGUUGCCUGGUUACAGUCAUCCACUAAUGCAACCACAAACGCGUUGGUGGUGACACACUCUUUUUCACAAUCGUGCCUUACCUUCACCUUAGACAACAGGUCUAAGGUCAUAUUCAGGCCUUGAGGCCUAGCCCGGGCCUCCAUAAGACUUUCCUUGGGUGCACGGACUGCACAAUGGUCCAUGCGAAUGUUUGAAAUGUUGAUAUGGACAGAUGUCAUUCUACUACACUGAAGGUGUGUUCUACGAGGCAGAAAGUCACAAGCAACCAGACAUUGGACUGAAUGUAUACUUCAUCUCCUUAUUUGUAUUUAUUCCACUCUUGAAAGUCAUGUGUCAUGUUAUGCAGAAUCUGAAGUUAUAUUAAGGUCCUACACGCCUAAUGAUAUCUGAUAAUUUGCUCUGAUUAUAACUAGAAUCGUGCAGAAGACGAACGGCUGUUUUCGCCCAGGAUAUAUGUCUCACCUUGUUCUGCACCGGUAUACGUACCUAAUUCAUCUUACUCAUUUCCUCUUCAAAAGAUCUCUGUGACAAUAAAAUUGUCUAUUCAA